Molecule: messenger RNA, 954 nt
Organism: Thermothelomyces thermophilus ATCC 42464
Lineage: Eukaryota; Fungi; Ascomycota; Sordariomycetes; Sordariales; Chaetomiaceae
Exons: 6
Coding region: 1-954 (317 amino acids)
Molecular function (GO): hydrolase activity
Source: RefSeq, a predicted model, not a curated record
AUGUAUUUGUCAGAAGAGUGGCUUGCCUACGAGCGGAAGCUGGGUUUCCGGCCUGUCAUCAUCGGCACGGCCCAGGAGAUCCGCACUGGGUACAACUCGCUUGCCCAGACCAUUGGCAAGCAGCUGCCGCCGCACGAUCCCACGCUGACAACGGUCUCGGCAGAAGGCCACCAGGUGGCGGUCCGGAUCUACAAGCCCCGCGAAGCCACUGAGCGGAAGUUGCCGAUCGGAAUAUAUGCCCACGGUGGAGGAUUCGUAGCAGGCAGCAAAUGGGAAAGAGACACCCACAACUGCCGCUACAUCGCCCAAAACACACCUUGCAUCCUCGUCUCGGUCGACUUCCGCCUCGCCCCUGAGCACCCCGUCCCAGCUCAGGUUGACGACGUGCUCGCCGGUUACCUCUGGACCCGCGAAAACAUUGAUGCCCUGAACGGCGACCCGGCCAAGGUCUUCUUGAUCGGCGCCUCGGUGGGCGGCGGGCUGGCGCUGAGCGUGGCCCUCAAGCUGAUCGCGCGGGGCCAGGGUGGGCAGGUGGCCGGCAUCGUGGCGCUGGCGCCCAUCACGAUGCACCCGGAGCACGUCCCAGACGAGUUCCGGGCCGACUACACGGCGUACGAGGAGAACGCCGAGGGCCCGCUCAUCAACCGCGCCGCCAUGUAUGUCUUCAACUCGAUCAACGGCUGCGACGAGCGCAAGGACGACCCUUACGUCUUCCCCGCCCUGCACCCCCUCCUCGGGUCCGAGCUGCCGCCCACCUACAUCUCCACCUGCGGCGCCGACCCCCUGCGCGACGAUGGCACCGUCAUCCAGCGCGCCCUCUCCCGCCACGGCGUCCGCUGCCGCCUCAAGAACUACGAGGGCCUGCCGCACUUCUUCUGGAUCUACCCCGAAAUCCCCACCGGCGACACCUUCCGCGCCGACACGGUCGAGGGUGUCAGGUUCGUGCUAGAGUGA